Westerdykella ornata is the source of this 990-nucleotide messenger RNA. RefSeq lists its product as uncharacterized. The transcript has a single exon. The coding region runs from base 259 to 771 and encodes 170 amino acids. NCBI's taxonomy places the organism in Eukaryota, Fungi, Ascomycota, Dothideomycetes, Pleosporales, Sporormiaceae. The record is from RefSeq and is a predicted model, not a curated record.
CGCUGCAGAUUCGCCUACACCUCCACCAUCACCAGCGACAAUGCGUCGCAGACUCAAGAGAAAGAAGAAGGACCCAUUCCUAAAUCUAAGUGCAGCUCCAGCAGACUCCAUCUCCGCCUCAUCCACACCUCCAAAUGAGACCGUUGCCGACGAGCACGACUCCCAAUGGCGCAUCACAAAGGUACACACACCAAUCCUCCCAUCCACCAUGCAAUCCAAGCUCGCACACACAUCUCUCUAACGAAACACACAUGAUAGAUGCUCCUCACCCCCUUCCUAGCAACCUCCUUCUUCCUUUCCCUCGCCCUCGUCUCCCUCUCCGAUCGCGCCCGCCGCGCCCGCACAUACCCCUUCCCCUGGCUCGAUCCGGAACCCUACUCCUACCCCUCCUCCUCCGAUUCCGACUCGGCCCACCCGGCCGACCAACCACACCAACAUCCCCCCUCGGGACGCUGGAAGCGCAGAGACUCAGCGCACGUAGCGCCGUCGGAGCCGCUGAACCCGGGAGGGAUGAUGGGUGGAAUUUCCGAGGAGAAGGAAGAGGGUAGUACAGGCGGAGAAAAAGACGCGAGGUCCCGGAAAAGUAAGGGGAAGAAGCGGUGGUAUCUGCACAAGAAGAUCCGCAAGAUGGCGAGGUUGGAGGUCACGGAUGCGUUUGAGCUGCGCAGGUGGAUCAUGGCUAUCAUGCUGGUUGCCGUCUUCCUGGGCCUCGUGGGUAUGGUGUGGGGGGUUUGGCGGAUGCUGGGGUGGCUGAGGCGGCGGUGGUGGUAGUAGCACUUGAAGCCUGUAAUUUUUUGUUUGUUUAAUAUGGACGUGGCGGAUUGAGAACGGAGGUAGGUCUAUGGAGAGCAAGGGACGUCAAAUCUUCGUCAACCACGUAAACGACCUCCUAACCAUCAUCAUGAAUUUGAGGUAGGAAAGGGAGAACGCAAACAAGCACAGAAGAAACCGGACGUCAAAGCAACGAAGCAAGUCGCCAGCGCACGAAGG